CUAAAAGUGAGAUGAAAACUCCAUGUCUCGCGAGAGCAAUGGUGAACACAACAUCUUCCCUUGUUAUCGACUAAAACGGAAAAAAAGGUCCUUCGAUGAAAAUCUUCCCGACCAAAGUGUUCUUAUAUCAAACAGGAGCAGAUAAACAAAUUAUAAAAUCCAUUGACUUAAUAAAUAGUUCCAAAAUUCCGGGACAGUAUCAAGUGCAAUACGACUGGGACAAUUGUCCAAUAAAGUGUUAUCCGUCGUUUGGCGUCGUCAAAAACCGAGUACAAAUCAAAUUGGAACUGAAGCCCAGUCAAAUAGAAUAUUAUUACAAAAGGCUAUACAUUUUGAUCGCCGACCACCAUCCAGUUUACAUUGACGUGUACGCAUUUUCAAGUAUGGUAAUGAAAGUGGAUCCAUUUUCAUGCUUUAGAAUACCGUCUGAACUUCAGACAAAACGUGAAAAUAAUAAUUACGCAGAUUUUUUCAAAGAUGUUGCACACCCAUCACUCGCCGAAAAACAACACGUCACCGUAUUCCCGAAGGAAUUGCAUUUUGGAUACACAAAAAACGCGAAAACCAUGUUCUUUAAUGUCCGCAACAAUACUAAUUCACUUCUUUGUCUAAACUGGAUUCACAAAUUUGACAGCGGUAAAAAUCCGUUCGAGAUAAAUCCAAAACUGUUUAACAUUGGUAGCCAUGAGACAAAAACUCUAGAAUGCGUGUUUCGCCCAAAAGUCUUUUCGAAAAUUUAUUUUUCUGAGCUUGAAGCUAUUGUCCAAUACGGCAUCGUCGAACCCGAAUUGAACCAUUGCCCUACCACUUUGGAAAUAUCACCGCAGUCAGCUUACAUUGUCCCGAUGAACGUCUCAAUAACAGCCGCUGGCCAUUCUUUCAAAAAACCUUCAAACGGAUGGAUCCCGAAAUGCAAGCUUAGUACUCGUGCAAUAAUAAUGCCACCAUGCGUGCCUGCCUCCGAACCUGUAUUCGCUACGUUUCUUAUUAAAAAAUUAGUUCAAGUGCCUACGAUAUUUGAAUUCCGGCCACCAGAUAAUUCGAUGUUCUUAGUAAAGCCUAAAUGUGGAUUGAUAAAAAGCGAUUAUCAAAUUGUGGUGUUUCAAUUGUUAAAAACAAAUAGAAAAGAGUCACUCUAUGCCGAACAGUGGAGUUUAAUAUUUGAUGGUUUCGAUAACAAUUCGAUUAAUAUCAACAUUUACGCUAGCGUUGAAUUCGGAUGUGUAACAAUCGGUGAAAAAAAUCGUGUCCUUGUUUCAAACGACGUUCAAAUAGGGUAUGAAAUGGAUGUGCUAAUACCAAUUGUUAACAAGACCAGGCAUAGACUUCGAUACAACAUAAAAAUGUACAACCAACAACCAAUGCCAGAAACAAUACACGAUUGUUCUUCGUUAUCUUCGGUGUGUUCUAAAUAUAACGAAGAAUUAGAAAUAGAAAAAAUCGAAUACGAAUGCACAAGUGAAAUACAAGAAGACGUAGCAACCGAUACUGAACUUGAGGAUGCUAAAAGUUUUAUGUACAACAAUUCAACAACAAUAUCUAUUGAAUCUAUACAGUCACUCAACGCGUUAAAAUACAAAGAUGCCGAAAAACCAUCGAAUCAAUCGCAAUUUGUAUUCAAACUCGAUAAAGACAAUGGAGAGUUAGGACCAAAUGAAAAAUGCUAUAUGAAAUUAUCAUUUUGCCCGAUUAAAAGUGGACUUUAUACAGUAAACGCUAGAUGUUAUUUAAUGUGUACAAAUUUCCCAGACAUUAUAAAUAUACUACCUUUAGUCAUAAAAGGAAAAGGAUGCAACACAAAGUUCGAAAUUACACCACCAAUAUGUAAUUUCAAUGAUAUAAUAGUACAUACUGAAAAUGUACAACAAUUUAAAAUCAAAAAUAAAAAUUGUUCAUAUGCAAAAAUCAAAAUCUCUGUUUGUUCACCCAUGUGUUCAAUAAUUUGUCCACCUAUGCCAACUUGUAAAAUAAAUCCAGAGUCUUUUGAAUUUACACCAGAACAAAAUUAUUGUAAAAUAGAUUUAUUCGUACAACCAAAAGCAUUAGGUUUUCAACAACUAUUAGUUAACAUACAAUUAGAGUGCAAAGAAAAAUCUUAUUUGGAUAGUAAGAAUACAAUAACAGUUUGUAUGAAUGUCAUAACGUGUGCACUGAAAAUAUCAAGAAUAUCUAAUGAUUCUAUACCUUAUUUUGGAAAAUUAACAAUGAAUAAACUUUUUAAUUGCUUGAAAGUAAAUAAUGAACUAAGCAAAAUGUAUAUUAAAAAUGUUUCAUCAUUUACUUGGACUAUACCUGUAAUUUCUGACUCAAACGUUUAUGAAUUUCAAUUUUAUAAUUUAUCAAAAAUCCCAAUUACUUGGACAUUAAAAUAUAAUGAAUGCAUUAAAUGUACAAUGGAAAUGAAAAGUUAUAGAAAUAAGGUUCAUGGUAAUUUGUCCAACAAAUGUGUACACUAUAAAAAUAUUCAAAUCUCUCCAAAAAUUAACUUUAAAAAGGACAAUUUUUCAAAAAUCCAGAUUGAAUUAAAUAAUAUAAAUAAAGAUGAAAUAAAAUUAAGUUAUAAAUGGUCAAUUGAAAUAAAUAAAUUACCAUUAUAUAACACUAAAUUAUUGAUUGAAACCAUUGACUUGAAAAAUGACUUAAUAUCAUUUGAUCCAAAAUAUAGAAUAAAUGGACAUCUAGAAUUCAACUUUAUACCAAUAUUUAUAGCUCAUCCAAAUCCACCAGCACAAGCUUUUUGGGUGUACAACCACAAAGAAAGCAAUGUUAAUUAUUUUAUAACUGACAAUUCAUCAACGCCAGCUUAUCCAUAUUUUCAUUGUUUAAAUCCCAGUGGAAUAGUUCACCCCAAAUCUGUCCAUCCAAUACUGUUUAUAUUUGCACCUGAUAAGCUAUGUAUAUUUGAGGCUGUUGUUACGCUCCUUUCAAACAAUAACAAACGCCAGAUUACUCUAAUAGGACAAGGUGAUUCUUAUACCAGAACCUUUAUUUCACCAGGACCAGGGUUAUCAUCAUUUAUACCAAUACAAAAUGACAGAAUGAUUUUCUUAUCGACGGAAAGUAUAAUACUUAAACCAAUGUUCACAUGUACAAACGUUAAGUCUAUGUUUUGCCUAUAUAAUAACAGUGAUGAAGAUAUUAUGUAUGAAUGGAAAAAAUGUACAGUCGAAAAUAUACUAGUUACUGCUAUAGUGCCAUUUAAAGGCAAUUUAAAAAGACAUAAAAAUCAAGUGUUUGAGAUAACUGUAACCAGUUAUAAUCAACCAGCUAUUUUAACAAUAAUGCUUAAUGUUAGUUAUAAGUUAAUUUCACAAGAUGAAACUUAUAAAAAUUCAUUGAUAAACUAUAAGAUAAACAAUGAUAAACUAGAUGGAGUAUUUAUAAUUAAAGAACAUGGCAAUUAUAAACCAAAAUUGAUUAUGAAACUAGAAAAGCAACCACAAGUAAAACAUUUAGUCUUGAAUGUAUAUGUUAGAAUAAUUGACGAUUUUAAUAGUAAAUGGAUAAAUGAAGCAAAAAAUAAUAUAAAAAGUUUUAUUUCUCAAGGUAAAGGAAUUCUAAUACCAAAUAUACAAAAUUCAGUUGAAUUCCAAAAUAUACUAUGGACUACUGUGGAUAAAAUAUGUUCAAAAGAAAUUGAAUGCAAGCCGUUAUAUUACUAUCAGUUGAGAAGUUCUAGUCAUACAAUUUCAAAAGGAAUGCCUAAGAGAACAACAAAUAAUCUCAAAGUUAUUUUAACUUCAUUUAUUAAGGAUAGUUUGAUUUACUUAUAUCCUACAGAUAUAUGGAAAAACUAAAAAAAAUGUACUGUAAA
Messenger RNA from Sipha flava (yellow sugarcane aphid), 3814 nucleotides. RefSeq lists its product as uncharacterized. NCBI's taxonomy places the organism in Eukaryota, Metazoa, Arthropoda, Insecta, Hemiptera, Aphididae. The record is from RefSeq and is a predicted model, not a curated record. Bases 96 to 3797 code for a protein of 1233 amino acids. The transcript has 16 exons.